Messenger RNA from Annulohypoxylon maeteangense, 2529 nucleotides. RefSeq lists its product as uncharacterized. NCBI's taxonomy places the organism in Eukaryota, Fungi, Ascomycota, Sordariomycetes, Xylariales, Hypoxylaceae. Bases 1 to 2529 code for a protein of 842 amino acids. The transcript is spliced from 8 exons. The record is from RefSeq and is a predicted model, not a curated record.
AUGGAAUCUAUAUUCACAACUCUCGGCGAAGCGUCGAAAUACCCACCAGAGGAACAGAAUAAUGAUCCUUACCCCAAACCCUCGCCCCAAUUGAAUAGUUCAGUCGAUAAUUCCGAAGAUUCAUUCAAUUCAGAGGGUGAACACUUAUCAAAAAGAACGCAGAAUAGGGUGUACAAGUCCACCAUAACACAGCACCUACCGAUUCAUGAGGCCUUAUGUCCCGUCACAGGAGCCAAUCAUUCGCAUCUGCUUCAAUUCGACAUUCAUAUUUGCCCCAGGUGUUACAAGAAUAUCUAUGACGACCUUGAAGAGGACGACAAAUCAGAAAAAGGCACGAAAUCCACUGACAAGAUACCGACAACGGCCCCCUCUGGGGAGACUAUGGAGGGCAAUAUAAAAUUCGAAGUAGAAUAUUUAGAUCAGAUCAGCAAGAUUCGAGAUGAUGUUAGCUGGUUCAGACGUAAAGCUUCAAAGGAAAUACCUUGGGACGGGCCCUUUGACCUGGCUAAGGCGCGCCAAGGGAUUAAAGUCCACCCAAGAAAGACGAUUGUCAAAAUCAAAACGAUUUUGGUGAUUGACCACCCAGAUGAUGAUGAUCGGUCUGAUGGGAAACGUAUCAGGAUCGUAAGGGAAGGCUUAAUGAACGACCCACGAGUUCAAUUCAAAUCUAUCAAACAACAAAUGACUAUAAGGUCAAAAGCAAUCAUCGAGGCACUCCAAAAGAUCGUCACGUAUUAUCCCAGAACGAACGUGAACGUAGACACGUUGGUAUUGAAGUCCCCGUUCUGUAUCCUAGCUCACCAUCUGACGGAGCUCGAGACGUGCACAAGGAUCGCUUUCGAUCAUAUCGGCCAACUUCUUCGCUUCCUUAGGAGUGAUAUUUACGGCAACGAGAUUGAUAUUGAAAGGGCCCGACACUCUAAAACUCCCCCGAUGUGCACAUUUCCCCUAAUGUGGUUACUAUAUAAACCAGGGACUACAGUUUACAUUACUGAGGAGAGUAUUGAAGCGGGUGCUUAUGUUGUUGCAGAAUGUGAGGUCGACCCCGAACUUCUACAGACCGACAAGCUAUCGAGGUCCUAUAGGUUGGCGCUAUGGAAUCUCAACUCUGAUGGAAUGUAUGUUCGUCGAUCCAGAAAAACCAAAGUGGUUGGAUAUUUCGACGGCGAACGCCCCAUAUUAGAUCUGCAAGUUAUCCCGGCAGAUUUCGUCGAUGCUUCAGACGGGGGCAAGACACGAAAGAAGUUAAUCGAAAGGGGGAGAAAAUGGUACGAAAUGCUAAAGGGGGGGCAACAAUGGCAUUACCAUGGGCAAACCUACUCCUUUGACAAGAAAGUGAUUGACACACGUGUGGUUAUAGACAUUGACGCAUACUUCCAGCACAAUAAAAUAAACCUCAUAUCAGAAAACUUCAUGAUUAAUGACAUGGGAGAUAACCUUGCCAUUUGUCCAUGUGAGAGGUGUCGCGGCGGACGCCCUCAUCCCCCCAGGGGCUUUCCGUGGGCAGAAUAUGACAUAGUUCACCCGCGACAUGACGACCUCGAAUUUUCAGGCAAUCAUCCGAAUCCAAAACACCGCUACCUGCUUUGUGUAGGAAAUAUUGGGGGACUCGCAUUGAGGACCCGGACUUGGGAAAAACUAGACGUGGAGCUGUGUUAUCCCCCAACUAUCAAUACCAAAGCGAUAGACACGCUUGUAAUGCCAGACGAGCGAAAGAGGAUGAUCAAAGCAAUCGUCCAAAAGUACACGGAUCCAAGAUUCACGCCUGGCACAUCAGUUUCAACUUGGGGAGCAGACUUUAUCGAGAAAAAGGGAGAGGGCCAAAUCUUUCUCCUCCACGGAGGCCCUGAAUGUAUCUCUGAAUUGAUCGGGCGGCCACUGCUUUCUUUGACCUGCGCAGACUUUGGAACUAACGAGGAAGUCAUGGAAGACAGGCUAUCUAGGUGGUUCAAACUUGCUGAAAAAUGGGGUGCUGUAAUGCUUCUUGAUGAAGCGGACGUUUGGUUGGAAAGACGGAUGAUUUCCGAUUUGAAACGAAACACUCUGGUCGCCGUCUUCCUUCGAUGCCUGGAAUAUUAUCGGGGUAUUCUGUUCUUGACCAGCAACCGCGUGGGAACCUUUGACGAUGCUUUCAUCUCUCGAGUUCACGUCGUAAUCAAAUACGAAGAUUUAGGAGAACCUGAACGCAAGCAGAUUUGGAAGCAAUUCUUCGACAAACUCGAGAGGGAACGUAAAGAUACGAUCCUCGUGGAAUCCCGGGCGAAGCAUUUUGUCAUGAACGACUCUGAGAUGAAGAAGAUACCAUGGAAUGGGCGAGAGAUACGAAAUGCUUUCCAAACCGCCGUAUCGCUAGCAGAAUAUCGGUACCACUAUGAAGGUGGAAAGGAAGAGAGUGAUACUAUUGUCUUAGACAAGGUAGAUUUCGAGCAAGUUUGCCAGAUGUCUAUAGACUUCAAGGAUUAUCUCAAAAGAGUCCACAGAGGUGACGACGAAAAUGAUAGGGCGAUGAGGGAGAGAGCCAGAGCAUAA